AUGGAAGAAAAAUUAGAUCAAGAUUUUCUAUUUUAUUUAACAUUCACCAAAUCGUUUUUUCGUAAUUUGAUUGAUAAGUAUGAUGUCGAAUUAUGCCAGGCUUGGCUGAAAAGGUUAUGUAGUGAAACAACGGGAGUAGCAGCAAAACGAUGUCGUAAUAUUUAUCUUUCACAAUUAGUCCUUGCCAUGCAGGAAGGAAAAUUGCGAGGCCCUUUCCAGCAACUACCUCCAGUCGGUCAUCUCGCCUCACCUCAGUGUGUUUUCGGUCCAGAAGAAUCCCCGGUGAUAGAG
Messenger RNA from Gryllus bimaculatus (two-spotted cricket), 291 nucleotides. The record is from the annotation of a GenBank genome assembly. NCBI's taxonomy places the organism in Eukaryota, Metazoa, Arthropoda, Insecta, Orthoptera, Gryllidae.